This is a messenger RNA of Eleginops maclovinus (Patagonian blennie), 2352 nucleotides long. Its product is annotated as dihydrolipoyllysine-residue succinyltransferase component of 2-oxoglutarate dehydrogenase complex, mitochondrial-like. The coding region runs from base 88 to 1428 and encodes 446 amino acids. The record is from RefSeq and is a predicted model, not a curated record. The transcript has 15 exons. Gene Ontology annotation, molecular function: dihydrolipoyllysine-residue succinyltransferase activity. Gene Ontology annotation, cellular component: oxoglutarate dehydrogenase complex; mitochondrion. NCBI's taxonomy places the organism in Eukaryota, Metazoa, Chordata, Actinopteri, Perciformes, Eleginopidae. Gene Ontology annotation, biological process: tricarboxylic acid cycle.
ACAGCAAUGGUUCCUCCCACUCGGAGCUUCCGCACCGCUUCUUCAACUGCUGUCAGAUAACAAGGAUCACAGCCGCAAGUUAGCGCUAUGUUAUCACGAUCCAGAUGUGCAUACAGGACGGUUGGUCGCUCCCUGUCAGCGGUGAGCCAGGCCAAUAAUGUGCUGGUCCGACAAAGUGUAUCAGGCCUACCUGUCUGCAGCCAGAUAGUUUACAGGAAUUCUCAGCCAUGUGAAUUUCCAUCAUCGGGGAAUGUCUUCCACAUCAGAUACUUCAAGACAUCUGCUGUCCACAGGGACGAGUUGGUCACAGUCAAAACUCCUGCGUUUGCAGAAUCUGUUUCAGAGGGGGACGUGAGGUGGGAGAAAGCUGUGGGCGACUCAGUGACAGAAGAUGAAGUGGUGUGCGAAAUUGAGACAGACAAGACCUCAGUACAAGUCCCCGCUCCAGCAUCUGGUGUCAUUGAGGAACUGCUGGUGCCUGAUGGAGGGAAAGUAGAAGGAGGGACGCCGCUCUUCACACUCCGGAAAGGAGUCGUUGCUGCCAAAGCUGCUCCUGCCCCGGCUGCAGAGGCCCCGGCUGCAGCAGCCCCUCCAACCCCACCACCACCUCCAGCCCCCACUGCCAUGCCUCCAGUGCCACCACAAGCUGCCCAAGCCAAACCUAUUUCUGCCAUCAAGCCCACAGUUGCAGCUCCAGCUCCACCUCUUCCAACACUAGGGGGCAGAGGAGAAAACAGGGUGAAGAUGAACCGCAUGAGGUUGAGGAUCGCCCAGAGGUUAAAGGAGGCCCAGGACACCUGCGCCAUGUUGACCACCUUCAACGAGGUGGACAUGAGCAACAUUCAGGACAUGAGGAAACUCCAUAAGGAUGCAUUCUUGAAGAAGCACAACAUCAAGCUGGGUUUCAUGUCGGCGUUUGUGAAGGCUGCUGCACACGCUCUGUCUGACCAGCCUGCUGUCAAUGCCGUUAUCGAUGAUUCUACCAAAGAGAUCGUCUACAGGGAGUACGUAGACAUUAGUGUCGCUGUGUCGACUCCAAAGGGGCUUGUCGUACCGGUGAUCCGGAAUGUAGAGACCAUGAACUUCGCUGACAUUGAGAAAACCAUUAAUGCAUUGGGAGAAAAGGCUCGUGGCAAUCAGCUAGCUGUUGAAGAUAUGGACGGAGGCACCUUCACCAUCAGCAACGGCGGCGUGUUUGGCUCCAUGUUUGGCACACCCAUCAUCAACCCCCCACAGUCUGCCAUCCUCGGCAUGCAUGGCAUCUUCGAUCGCCCCGUGGCCAUCAAUGGCAAGGUUGAGAUCCGCCCCAUGAUGUACGUGGCUCUGACAUACGACCACCGACUGGUCGACGGCAGAGAGGCGGUGACUUUCCUCCGCAAGAUCAAAGCAGUGGUGGAAGACCCACGAGUGCUGCUUCUGGACAUGUGAUGUUCCUACAGCCACGUUACUCUUAUUUAAAGCUGCAUAAAAUGAACUCCACCUCACAAAACACGCACAAAUCGUACAAAAUUGCCUACACAACUGUGGUUGUCCCUUUAUCUGUUCAGAAUGCAGGAGGAUAUCACACUAACACCCAUACGGUUGUGAGAUAUAUUGUACUAUCUUAAGCAAGGAAUACACUUCAAUUGGAAUCAGAUUGGCGAACGCAUGCUUAAAAUGUUUAAGAUACGGGUGUGUUAUUAUACCCAUGUGCUCUUCAGAUGAACAUAUGAAGCAGUAGAAACAAAAUGGCUUGUCCUGGCAACAAUUGUCUUCAUGACUUUCUCCCCUUCUCGUUAGUCGGGAGUUCCUGAGCCACUUUUUCCACAGCAGGGCAAAGCGGAGCUCACUCAGAUUAGUUCAAGAUGUUUUUGAAUGUUAACACAGGAUUGAGAGAAUUCCUUGGUUUCCGGUUUGAAACUGUUACUAGCAACAGUCUGGAUUAAAGAAUCAGCAACCAUGGUUAAAUCGCGCAUAUACCCGUGCCAUGUCUGGAGGAGACUCCCGUUGUAUUCCUGCUUCGCAUAUUCAUCCAUGUCUUGCAUCCUUUUUCUUUACACCUGCAUUGCAGAUCCUUUGACCAUUUAAGUCUAAAAAUGUUGAUCAAAUUGUUACAAGCGUUUAGUAAAACAGACGUACAGGAACUCACUGUUCAGCCAUACAAACACAAUCUAAACUCUAUGUUUUUUACAGUAAAUUGUUAAUUUUUGGGCAAUAUGUUGGGAGAAAGGUUCAAAACGCACAGUUUGGCAGCAGGUUUUUUAUGUUUAGCUUCAAUGUUGGAUGAGAUUUUCAUUAUGCUAUCCUAUAUAUAGAAUACUUGUAUCUAUUUAAAGAAACAAUUUUAAACAUUAAACAUCUCAUGUUCUGAAA